Messenger RNA from Suillus subaureus, 434 nucleotides. RefSeq lists its product as uncharacterized. The record is from RefSeq and is a predicted model, not a curated record. The transcript is spliced from 2 exons. Lineage: Eukaryota; Fungi; Basidiomycota; Agaricomycetes; Boletales; Suillaceae. The coding region runs from base 107 to 361 and encodes 84 amino acids.
GACUUGGGCAACUUGAACAUCAUAUCUAUUUCAUAUUCAGCUUUAGACGUGCCACUAUCAGCGCCUUUGCGUACAUCACACAGCCAGUGACUCACCAUACGACGCCAUGAAGUUCCAGUUCACCUACUACCUCACCAUCCUCGCCGCCUUCGCCGGGGUGAAUGCAGAUCUUGCUGAUAUAUGCCAACAUGUUUGCGCUAAUCAGGUUUCUGAGUGCCCGGCGACAGGAGGCUGGGGACUCGUUCGGGACAACAGCCUAGGCUGCUACACCUGCGGCACUGCUGAUAAUAACGCUGCUUGCGGGGCAGGUACAGGCCCUCGUCUGGGACAGCAGCCUAAGAUGCUACACCUGCUGCCCUAACUAGUAGUUGGACUCGGAGUGGCCAUCGAGUUUGCACAGAUGACGUGUUUUAUCUUUAUCUAGUUACCUAUCA